Conger conger (European conger) is the source of this 2115-nucleotide messenger RNA. RefSeq names its product transmembrane protein 182a (gene tmem182a). Lineage: Eukaryota; Metazoa; Chordata; Actinopteri; Anguilliformes; Congridae. Bases 83 to 829 code for a protein of 248 amino acids. The transcript has 5 exons. Gene Ontology annotation, cellular component: membrane. The record is from RefSeq and is a predicted model, not a curated record.
CCUCCCCUCCCCUCCCAGACCGAGCGGACGCGCGGUGGAGCCGGACAUCGCAGUGGGACUUCUCAGCGACCGGGACGCAGACAUGAAGCUCAGCGUGGCGCUCUUCUUCGCUGGGUUCUUCGCCGCCCUCGGCGCCGUCUUCUUCCUCCUCUCCUUCGGGACGGACUACUGGCUGCUGGCCUCCGAGACCUGCCACCCCGACGCCGGCGGGGGCACCGGGCCCGGUGGAGUUCCCCUGGAGCGGGGGGACUUUGUGGUGACGCAGCAUGAGCUCAUGGACUCCACCACCUUCUACCACGAGGGCUUCUUCUGGCGCUGCUCCUUCGGAGGGAAGCUGGAGGACGACACCAUGUGGAAGUUCUGGUUCACCAAUCAGCCGCCCUCCAAGGUGUGCAUGCACGCCUACCUGUUUCCGUUUCCUGUGUCCGAGCAGACGCACAACGCCACCUCCUACGACUCUGCUAUAAUCUACAGAGGGUUCUGGAGCAUCUUCAUGCUGGUGGGAUUGGUUGCCGUGGUGCUGGGUGGCUUCAUCAUCAUCUGCGCCGCCCCCUUCGCCAGUCACCGCCUCUAUAAGGCUGGAGGGAGCCUCUUCAUCGCUGCUGGGCUGUUCUUGCUGGCAGUGGUGGUGAUGUUUGUGAUCUGGGUCCAGGUGCUGGACGUGGUGAAUGAGUACGUGACCCACCGCGUCUCCGUCUGCCCAGACUUCCACCUCAACAUCCGCUACGGCCUGUCCUUCAUGUUCGCGCCCGUGGGCGUGUUCUUCAGCCUGCUGGCAGGCCUGCUCUUCCUCCUGAUUGGCCGAUCGUUGCAGCUGCAGUUCAGCUAAGCCCCGGGGUGAAUGCGAUUGGUGGAAGACUGGCUGUGGGCCUUGAAAGUCACUUGCGCAGAUGUGGAGGAGCUGGGGCAGGUUUGGGAUCAUUGGACACCUGUUUAGAGGGCACCUUUUCAAGCUACGACCGCGACAAGGCCGCAGGUGUGUUAGUCCAGGUGUGCUGGGGCCCCGGGCAAUGAAACACAGGUUUCCAUGCUGUAAACAAUAUUUUAAUAUGCAUCCUUUCAUGUUCAUUAUCUUUUUGAGAAUUACGAGAGUGUAACAUUAACCACAGAAACACAGGUUACGCUUCUCAACGUUCAAACACGCGUGUCUGUAUUUUAAUAUUCACAAAACCAUGUUUAAUGUUGAUUUUUGUUCCUCUUCAGCGGGAUGCGUUUGUCUCAGUAGUGCUGUUUCUCUUGUCACACUGAAAGAGCCGAUUUUGUGCGGGUGCUUGUGAAUUUGUGCCUUGGAUGAAUGACUGCCUGUGUCUGUAAUUCACAUCGGGACUGUAUCUUUGAAUUUCUGUCUGAGGAAAGUCACGGCCUUGAACUCUGUUAAUGUGUAGGAAAGCACAAUCCCAAAGGCAUUCAUGUUUAAUAUACUGCAUAUAUUAAUGUCCCCGUCACUUUCAUUUAAGCAUUUAAAGAGUGCGGUUGUGCUAAAGAUAUACUGCUAAAUGGAAUGCAUUUGCAACAUAUUCUAUGGUCGUUGCGUAACAUAUUUAAUUUUUGACUUGACAGCACACUGAAAUAUACAAAAACCAAUUUGUAAGACUUGCGCAUUUUAAUUAAUUUUUACAAACAACUGACAUAUAACUAAACUACUGUCAACUGUUUCAGGAAGAUUGUGUGCUUUGUAAAUACUGGUGUAUAUUGCCGUUUAAUAACAUUCUUAUUUGGUGUUAGAGUUGUCCAUGGAGUGGCCACAUUUUGGAACUUUUUAAAUGCCUUGAACAGACUACCACACCAUUUUAUGUGUUUGUAAUGCUUUAUAGUGGUGUAAUAUGGCAGUAAUAAGCAGUAUAUUACAGAAUAAAAGUAAGGUAUGUGCAGAAUAAAAACAGAAGUAUUAUCAGAAUAAAUAUGCCCACAGAAAAACAUUUAAACUUUUGUUAAUGCUCAGGCACCAACACCUUUUCCUGUGCUAUACGUUAUCCCGGUAUUCUCAUACAAUUUUAAACAUUUUGUAAAAUGUAGACUGGGAUUUCAGGGUUUCUUGUGUAGUUUACACCACUUCAUCACCUUGUACAUUACAGUGUGGCUUUUCUUUCCUGAUAAAAAUUUGAUUGGCUGUGC